Messenger RNA from Notodromas monacha, 3185 nucleotides. NCBI's taxonomy places the organism in Eukaryota, Metazoa, Arthropoda, Ostracoda, Podocopida, Cyprididae. The record is from the annotation of a GenBank genome assembly.
AUCGAAUUUAUGCUGUUUCACGACGAGAUGCGUGCCAUCAAAAUUAGGCAAUUUUUUGCUUAGUAAUUAAUCUUAAUUAUGAAAAGAUUCACCUAAUUUGACCGAUGUAAUUAUGCAUUGUAUACAUACUUAAACCACAGAUCCGAUACAACCAUAUCCAACAUCGGGUCUGCGAUUCUAAUGUCGAACAUUGGAAUUCAUUUUAUGAAGCGCUGAAAACCCUUUGAAGCAAAACCAGAACCGUAAUCAUAUGAGUGAAGAUAAUUCAACUGCCACACAAUAGUCUUCGAGAAGAAAGAGCACAUCCCUCCGACAAUUUUCCGAUUAAUAAAUUCAACAUGAUCUGUGAAGGUUCUUUAGACCAUCAUUAUUUUCUUCCCUCUGAAAUCGUAAGUCUCCACACGAUUUGAAUAGGACAAGAAAUGUAAUUUACCUGCAUCAAAGCUCUUUUACUCUCUACUCUUUACCAGUCAUUACUCCAGUUUUUCCUCUUUCAUUUCUUUGUUUUCUCGUGAAACCAUGAUCGUUUAUCCAAUUUCGAUAAGUAUUUCUGGUCAACUAAACUAAAUUUCGUAACGGCGAGUCGUGUACGAACAUGCUGAAAACGUUUCGAAGCUGUUUUUGCUCAGACGGCCGGACUAAACAGAAGAUAUGACAUCGGAACAAGCCGACGAUACUAGGCUCUAUGAGGCUGAGCCACAGGCGGAAAAGGACGAUGUCGGCGUCCCGCUCACCGAGAAAACAUCUGAGGACAAUGCGCUGGAAAAGAAGGGCUAUCGACUCAUGGAGCUCAUCGGACUCGGAUCCUACGGGAAAGUGCGACUGGCCGAGUUCAAGCACUACCGCGGCGGCGCAACCGAGACCCUCGCUUGCAAAAUCGUCAACAAGAACGAGUGUCCGAAGGAAUUCGUCCGGAAAUUCUUUCCCCGCGAACUCGACAUCAUCGUCACCAUGGACCACGCCAACAUCAUCCGAGUGCACAGCAUCCUACUCCGCGAGCCCAAGAUCUACAUCUUCAUGCAACACGCGCAGUUCGGCGACAUGCUCGAGUACAUAAUGAAAGUGGGAGCAUUGCCCGAAGGACAAGCCCAGGUCUGGUUCAAGCAGCUCAUUGGCGGACUCAUCUACUGCCACGAACGCAACAUUGCGCAUCGGGAUCUCAAGUGCGAGAACGUUCUCAUCACGGCCAACUGGAACAUCAAGCUCACGGAUUUCGGCUUUGCGAGGCGCACCAAGAAUCCCGACGGCACCGAUGUCCUCAGUGAAACCUACUGUGGCUCAGCUGCCUAUGCUGCACCCGAGGUCAUUCGUGGGCAGAGAUACGACCCGAAAAACUCGGAUAUCUGGUCGACGGGGAUCAUACUCUACAUUAUGCUCAACGGCUCUAUGCCUUUCAGCGACGGGAACAUCAAGAAGCUCUUGGAAGACCAGGAAAAUGGACGAUGGGAGAUGCGUGCUCGGGUCGCGGCCAAGACGUCGCAACACGUCAAGACUUUGCUCAAGAAAAUCUUGGAACCUGUUAUCCCGGCCAGGAUAAGCUUGAGACUCAUUGGCGAGGACGAAUGGUUGACUGACGAAAUGCAAGAGCAGCUUUACAAAAGCUGGACCAAGAUGAUUGAGGCGAAUAAGAAAGUCGACCGAGAAGGACAUCAUCUUGACGAUGUACACCGACCCGUUGAAACCUGUGCAAAACAGAAGGACGCCCACGAUCACUCAACUGGGACGAAGUGUUCACGAAGGCCGUCUGAGGAAAUUGCGCUUGGGAAGAAGGGCUACGUUUUGGGCGAUAAAAUUGGCGAGGGCUCAUACGCUGAAGUUUGCCUGGCGGAAUUCCAUAAAGUUGACAAGAUUCAAGUGCUGGCUUGCAAAAUCGUAGACCGGUCGAAAUGCCCAAAGGAAUUUGUCAAGAAGUUUUUUCCCCGGGAACUCGAGAUAAUCAAGAGUCUCGAUCACCCGAACAUUGUCAGAAUUCACAGCAUUCUCGAACGCCACCAACGAAUUUAUAUUUUCAUGCAGUAUGCUGAAAAUGGAAAUUUACUGGACCAUGUCAAGAGAACUCUCGGCCUUUCCGAACCUCAGUCACACGUUUGGUUCAAGCAGCUUGUUGGAGGGUUACUUUACCUGCAUCAGCGAGACAUCGCACAUCGGGACUUGAAAUGCGAGAAUAUUUUGAUCACUGGAAAAUGGAACAUAAAAAUCGGCGAUUUCGGAUUCUCAAGAAGGUGCACGAGUGAAUCAGGAAAGCGGUGUUUGAGUGACACGUAUUGCGGGUCAGUGGCUUAUGGUGCACCCGAAGUGAUACGCGGGGAGCCGUACAACCCGAAAAUGUCCGACAUUUGGUCCCUCGGCGUGAUUUUGUACAUAAUGCUGAACGGUUCAAUGCCGUUCGAUGACACCAAGGUCCGCAAAUUGCUUCGAGACCAAGAGAAACGGAAUUGGUCUUUCCGGAGCAGGGUCAAGGAUAAGUUAUCGCAUCAGGUGAAAACCUUAGUGGUUCGGAUGCUGGAGCCCGAUUUGACCAAGCGGAGUCCGCUGUGGCAGGUCGCCAACGACGUUUGGCUGAGCAGCGAAAUGGAGAAGCUUUUGUGGGCGAAUACGCCAGUGUUGCGUCCGGCGGCGUUCGCGGCGGACGUUCGCCAGGAGCACCAUCCGCAACAACAGCAGCACCCUGUGACCAGGCUUUUGCAUGGGCACGCUCUGGCGAAUGGUGCCAUGGAGCCGAGAAUUGAUAUUCAAGGUGUGCCUUGCAAACCGGGUGUGGCUGUGACUGCUGGUGCUGUGCAGAGUAACAAUCCGAAUAUCGGCGUGACUGGAACCGCUGGUGGAGUGGAAAUUUGAGCUCUGUAAAGAUAAAUAUUGUCUCGUGCGGAAAAUCUGCCUCGUUUUUCGCGCGGAUAUUCUGCGUACGAGUCUGAAAAUAAAAAUCGAAAUUGGCGAGUUUGAUGACCAGAUUUGCCGUAGUCCCGCAUGAAUCGAGAGUGAAUUGCGCGCAUUUCUAUUAAAUUUAGCGCAAUGCUUCGAAAAUGUGACGAAAAAUACCGGCUGAAUGUAGAACAGCAGUAAUGUAUAUCGUCAAAAUAUUGCCUCUGCCCGUGUGACUUGUAUAAUCCCGUGAAUGCCUGCAGGCAAACAUUUCUUGUGUAAGAAAGAUAACGGGAGAAAAAACAAAAAUGUUCACUUUUUCA